This is a messenger RNA of Entamoeba dispar SAW760, 2613 nucleotides long. Its product is annotated as poly [ADP-ribose] polymerase, putative. The record is from RefSeq and is a predicted model, not a curated record. The transcript has a single exon. Bases 1 to 2613 code for a protein of 870 amino acids. Gene Ontology annotation, molecular function: NAD+ poly-ADP-ribosyltransferase activity; DNA binding; zinc ion binding. NCBI's taxonomy places the organism in Eukaryota, Evosea, Mastigamoebida, Endamoebidae.
AUGUGUGAUGUUAUUGAACAAGGAGAAAUAAAAGUAGGUAGAGAAACUAAAUCAAGAUUCCAUGAUGGAAUAGAAGUACAAUGGAAUCAUCUUGAAUGUAUAGAAAAUAAAUAUAAUUUCAAAAGUACUCCAUUAUCAACAAUGAAAGGAUGGGAAAAACUUAGAUGGGAUGAUAUACUUCAUAUUAAAACAAUUGUAGAAGAUGAUGUUCCAAUUGCAACAGACAAAAUAGAAAAAAUAAAAAAAAAGAAUGAAAGAUUUUGGAAGGCAAAAGAUAAAUUAAGUGAAGUACAAGCAAAAUUACUCAGAGAAUUAUUAACAGAAAAUGGAAUUAUUUAUGGAGAAAAAAUUGAUAAUGAGAUAUUGUAUGAUGCAGCAGCUGAUAUGUUAGAAUUUGGAGUAAUGGAAGAAUGUCCACAAUGUCAUGAAAGAAAGUUAGAGAAUCAUAUUAUUAACAUUGUUUGUCGUGGUAAUAUGACUGAAUUUGUAAAGUGUGAUUACAAAACAAAUGAUAUUGAUUCAAUUAAAAGAUAUAAAGCAAAUAUUAGUGAAAAAGUUUCUGGAUUAGAUAAGAAAAAAAUCUUAUCUUGUUGGGUAUUUCCAGAUGACUAUCCUACUGAAUCAUUUUGUGAAUCUAAUACUAAUGGAAAUAUAAAAGAAGAAAAUUGUCUUGAAAAAGAUAAUGAAAUAGAAAGUGAAGUACCACCAAAAAAAGAAUUAUAUGGAAUGUAUAUUCUUGUUAAAGGAACACCUAAAUAUCUUGGAAGUAGUAUUAGUGAAUGGCAAAAUUUAAUUAUUGAUUAUGGUGGAAAUAUUGUUAAAAAUGUAGCAGAUGCAACUGUUUGUUUGAGUACUAAUGAAGAUAUGGAAAGUGGGAAAGCAACAGGAAUUAGAGAUGCAAAAGAAACAUUAACUUGUUUAACAUUAGAGUGGAUAGAUGAAUUAACAGAUAGAAAAGGAGAAUUUAUGAAAUUAAGAAGUAAAGAAGGAGCAGAAAAAUAUUUAUGUGAAGGAUGUGAAUGGAAAACAGAAAUAGUUAAAAAGAAAUAUCAUGAGAAAGAAGGAAUUAUAAAAGAAACAUUUAAACCAACAGCAGAUUCAGAAAUUAUGAAAUAUAGUCCAAAUAAUAGUCUUGGUAAUGGAACAGAAAUUUAUGUUGAAGAUGAUCCAGUAUGUGGAUGGACAGCAUAUAAUGUAGUAUUAAGUAAAACAGAUUUAGAUAGUGGAGCUAAUUCAGUAUAUAGAAUGCAAAUAGUUAAGAAAGGAAAAAAAUAUCAAAUGAUGUUUGAAUGGGGAAGAAUUGGAGGAACAUUACAUAAUACAUUUAGAAAUGGAAGUCUUAGUAAUAUUUUAUCAGAAUGGAUAAAAAAAUUUAAAGAAUGUACAGGAAAUGAUUGGGAAAAUAGACUUCAAUUUAAAAAAGUAGGAGGAAAAUAUUUUAUGCAAGCACUUGAUACAGGAAAGGAUGAAACAGAAAGAAAAAAAUUAAUGAAUGAAGAAACAAGAAAGAAAAUGGAAGAAAAGAGACAAGAAUUAAAAGAGAAAGCAAAAGAAAAUUAUUUAGAUCCAAGAGUGUCUGAUUUAAUUAAAAUGAUAUUUGAUACUGAUAUGAUGAAAAAUACACUUCAAAAAGCAGGAUUAAAUCUUAGUAAUAUGCCACUUGGAAAAAUUAAAAUUGAACAAAUGAAAGAAGCAAUGAGAGUAUUAUCUAAAUUAUCAGAUAUAUUAAGUAAAGAUAGUGAAAUGACAGAAAAACAAAAAGAAGUUCAAAUUAAAGAUUUAACAACAAAAUAUUAUACAUUUGUUCCACAUAUUAUUAGUGGAAGUACUAUUCCAAUGAUUGAUAAUGAUGAAAAAAUAAAGAAAGAAUUAAAAUUAGUAGAAACUAUGUGUGAUGUUGGAGAAGCAAUGAAAUUAAUUGAAGAAGAUGAAGGAAUGGAUUUAGAUGAAAUAACUCAAAUUUAUUCACAUUAUAAAAGUUUAAAUACUAAAAUUACUGCUUUAGAUAAAGAUUCUGAAAGAUAUAAAUUACUUGAAGAAUAUUUUACUAAUAAUCAAGAAACUAAUUCAUGGAGAAAAACAACUAAAUUAGUUGAUAUUUUUGAAAUAGAAAGAGAAGGAGAAAGAGCUAGAUAUCAACCUCAUACAGAUGAUCUAAAUAGACAAUUAUUAUAUCAUGGAAGUAGAUUAACUAAUUUUGUUGGUAUUUUAUCUACUGGUUUAAGAAUUGCACCACCAGAAGCACCUUGUAAUGGAUAUAGAUAUGGUAAAGGUCUUUAUUUUGCUAAUUGUGCAAGUAAAUCAGUAAGUUAUUGUACUUAUAAUAAUGAAAAUAGAGGUUGUAUUUUAUUCUGUGAAGUUGCACUUGGUAAACAAUGGGAAACUCCUAAAGAUAAAUACAUGGAAAAACCUCAACCAGGAACAGAUUCUACUUAUGCUCUUGGUAUGGUUGAACCUGAUCCAAAAGAUACUAUUACUUUAGAAGAUGGUGUUAAAGUUGCUAAAGGUAAAAUUAUUUCUACUGGAUUACAGACAUGGAAUAGUCAUUCUGAAUUGGUUGUGUAUGAUGUUGCACGAGUAAAUAUACGAUAUUUAGCAAUUUUCCAAUUAUAA